Messenger RNA from Colius striatus (speckled mousebird), 6705 nucleotides. RefSeq names its product gap junction protein gamma 2 (gene GJC2). Gene Ontology annotation, cellular component: connexin complex. The transcript has 3 exons. NCBI's taxonomy places the organism in Eukaryota, Metazoa, Chordata, Aves, Coliiformes, Coliidae. The record is from RefSeq and is a predicted model, not a curated record. Gene Ontology annotation, biological process: cell communication. The coding region runs from base 229 to 1476 and encodes 415 amino acids.
GGAGGAAGAGGAGCGGGAGGAAGAGGAGCGGGAGGAAGAGGAGCGGGGCUGCGGGAGGGCUGCGGCGGCUCCGGCACGGGCAGCGAUGCAACGACAGAGCUCGGCGCUUCUCCGCUCUGGCACACGGCAGGACCGAGGCAAGGGGGAGUUUAUCAGCACUGGAAUGUCGGGGAGGAGGCAGAGCAGCCGCCACAAGCACCAUGUCUCUGUUAUAACUGAGUAGCCCUUAUGACCAACAUGAGCUGGAGCUUCCUAACCCGCCUGCUAGAAGAGAUUCACAACCACUCCACCUUCGUGGGGAAGGUCUGGCUCACCGUGCUCAUCGUGUUCCGCAUCGUGCUGACGGCGGUGGGGGGCGAGUCCAUCUACUCGGACGAGCAGAGCAAGUUCAUCUGUAACACCAAGCAGCCCGGCUGCGACAACGUCUGCUACGAUGCCUUCGCGCCGCUGUCGCACGUCAGGUUCUGGGUCUUCCAGAUCAUCAUGAUCUCCACCCCUUCCGUCAUGUACCUGGGCUAUGCCAUCCACAGGAUCGCCCGGUCGGCGGAGGAGGAGAAGUUCAAGGGCUUCAGGAAGAAGAAGAAGCAGUUUGCCCUGAACUGGCAGGCGGUGCACAGCGUGGAGGACGCGAUGGAGGCGGACGAAGAGGAGCCCGCCAUCUCCGACGACGCGGCGGAACGCGAGCAAGCCAAAGCCAAGCCCAAGAGCAAAGAGCAGCAGAAGCACGACGGGAGGAGGCGCAUCCAGCAGGAAGGGCUGAUGAAAAUCUACGUCUUCCAGCUCCUUACCAGAGCUUCCUUUGAGGUUUGCUUUCUGAUAGGGCAGUACCUGCUCUACGGGUUUGAGGUAGAAGCCUAUUAUGUCUGCAACCGAGUCCCCUGCCCGCACACCGUGGACUGCUUUGUGUCCCGGCCAACAGAGAAAACCAUCUUCCUCCUGGUGAUGUACGUGGUGAGCUGCCUGUGCUUACUGCUCAACAUGUGCGAGAUGUUCCACCUGGGCUUCGGGACCAUCCGAGAUGCCAUCCGCAACCGGAAGAUCAACAGCUUUAGGCAGCCUCCCUACAACUAUGCCUACCCAAAAAACAUCUCCUGCCCUCCUGAGUACAACCUGGUAGUGAAAUCGGAGAAGUCCACCAAGAUCCCCAACAGCCUGAUGGCUCACGAGCAGAACUUGGCCAACGUCGCUCAGGAGCAGCAGUGCACCAGCCCGGAUGAGAACCUCCCGGCAGACUUGUCCACCCUUCACAAACACUUGCGAGUGGCCCAGGAGCAGUUAGACAUAGCGUUUCAGAGCUACAGCAGCACCCAGGCCAACACACAACCCUCUCGUACCAGCAGCCCCGCCUCGGGUGGCACGGUGGUAGAGCAGAACAGGGCCAACACCGCUCAGGAGAAACAAGGUGCUAAACCCAAGGGCUGCUUGGAGAAAGGGAGCUCAAGCAGCAAAGAUGGCAAGACGUCUGUGUGGAUAUAGCUUUGUGUGCAAGGAGAGAGGGCAGCGUGAGCGGGGAUUCGGCUUCGGUCUGUUUCUGGUUUUCGGUGUUGUCUCGCGUUCGUCUCACAGGGCACAGGCGCAGUUUCCAUACGGAAGUCGGGAGAGAAAAGGAGUCUCAGACCAACGUCGUGCAGCCUUCCAGUGCGUUAACAAAGGACAUUUCUUUCCUGUUCCCAACACUUUCUUUGGUUGGGAACCUACAGCAAAGCCCCUGCACCCCCCAGCCCUUCGGUAAGCAGCGGAGGAGCCCCCAACAGAGGCUGCACAAGAGGAGCUGCUGAGACUUCUCCAGAGAGAAGUCAGGCCGACGGCGAGCAGCUCCCCUCCUGCACGGCAAGGCCAGAGUGCUGUAGGCCAGGCAGCAUUUAAUUACUAAAUAUCCUUAAUCAAAAUUAAUCUCAGAUCCCUUGAUAAGAGAAGAAAGCAACUGACAUCGGGCACGAACCUUCCCUCACGGCUGGUGUCCUGCCUCAACUGUUAGAGGCUGGAGACAAAGGCAUCGCUGUGUGCUGCGAGCUGGCACCCACAUCGGCUCGUGGGGCAGAAACACAGCCACUGUCUUACCCAGGGAGACCUGAAAGUCUGAAGGCUUUGGGGUUUUAUUGCUCUGUGUUGAAGCAAAGAGCAAACAGGCUCCAGCCCAGCGCAGCAGUGUCACUGCGUCGUCCCGGUGCCUGCGUAGCACUCGCUACGCGUCUGAUGGGAACCGCUGCAGUCUUUGGCUGCUGCAUCACAUCAUCAGAAAGUGCCUUUAUGCAACCAGGAAAACAAAACUGUAAAGGGUCUCGACUCCUUUAUUUGGUGAGAGCUAGUAGAGACUGAGAGAUCGGUGCUGGCAGAUGUGUUUUGCUGUUGAACCAGACCCUUACACACAGCGGCAGAGCGACGCGUGGCGUGGGCGUGGGGGGCUGUGCAUGAACAUAUAGAUACAGACACAGAUGAGUGUGUGUGUGUGAAUAUAGGCACAGGGAGAGAGACAUAUAUAAAUGUAAUAUCAACCCCUCUGGGAAUUUCACAGCCUUCCACCUCCCCUGGGAAAACCCGGCUGGUCCAAGACGAUGGCUGAUGUCAUUCUGGAGCAGUCCUUGGGCUUCCAGCCUCCAGCCUCACCCGGGGAACUGGCAGGUUUCACUCCUUUGUGUGAGGGGCUUAGCAGAAGGUCUGGCUUCAGUGGGGACAGGACAGGGACAGUGGCAGAAAGUUUUCCCCUAGUUUAUGGGGAGCAUUUCGGGCUUGGCUUGUUUUUAGGAUGGUUUUCAUGCAGCUUCAGGAACUGAGGGGCAUGUUAAAACCCAGCUGCUGAACUCCAAGGCGAGUGCUGAGGAUGUGCUUUGCCAGAGUGGUUUCACCCUGUGCAUUUCUUGUGUGGCUGCAGGUUUGUACCCUUCCAGUAACACAACAGUGAAAGCAAACCUCCUCACUAGGAGCCCAGGCAGCGUUUCCUGCUGCAUGGGAGAGGCUGAGACCAGUCACUGCCUCACUCUGCUGUUUCUCAGAGUGGAUCUUGUCCCUGAGAUAUUCCCAAGAUGCCUGUGGUUUGGUGGGUGCUCUCACAAGCUCACAAGAGUCCAAUGGUUGUUUUGCUACCAUGGAGGACCCAAAUGGGCAGAGCUUUCAAGACCAAACCUAACAUGAAGGAAGUAAAUCUUCAGCGAAUGCAGCACCAUCCCUGUGCCAGGCUGUAACCUCAGGGCCAAGUCAGCCACCCAAAGCUGCAUGCAGGUCCCUGUGCCAGUGUUUCUUAUCCAUUGGAUCUAUGUGACUUCUUCCUGGACAUCUUUGUCACAUCCUUGUGAUGAGUCCCUGAAAGCCUUGAGGAUGCCUAUUCCUCAGGUGGCCAAGCUUAGAGCCUUAGUGCUGGGCACCUCACUCACUACCACAGGGACAUUGAGGGGCUGCAGCGUGGCCAGAGCUGGGCACAGAGCUGGGGAAGGGGCUGGAGCACAAGGGUGCUGGGGAGGGGCUGAGGGAAUGGGGGUGUUGAGCCUGGAGAAGAGGAGCCUGAGGGGAGACAGCAGCACUCUCUGACACUCCCUGACAGGAGGAUGUGAGCUGGGGGAUCAGUCUCUGCUCCCAAGUGAGAGGACAUGAGGAAACAGCCUCAAGUUGCCCCAGGGGAGGUUGAGAUUGGAGCUGAGGCAGAACUGUUUCCCUGAGAGGGGUGUCAGCCCCUGUGCCAGACUGCCCAGGGAGCUGGGGGAGUGCCCAGCCCUGGAGGGAUCCCAAACCCGUGGAGCUGAGGUGCUGAGGCUGUGGGGUAGUGCUGGGCUGGGCAGGGUGAGGGGAGGGCUUGGACUUGAUAAGCUUAAAGGGCUUUCCCAGCCAAAAUGAUUCUGUGGUUCUAUGAAGCAUCCUCCAAUGUAUCCAGCUGUGAGUAGCCACUAUGGCUUUGUGUAAUGGCCUGGGGAACACUUUCAAGCUCGUUCUUGCUCCUGCUGAAGGCAUCAGUACAAUGCCAGCAGUGCUGCCCCCUCUCAGUGCUAGAGAGCUUCCCCUCAGCAGUGGUCAGGAGUAUCACACAUCUGUCACGUGGCAGGAUGGCCCCUCUAACGUGAAGCAGGGGAGACAAACACAUCCAACUGCACUGCCAGUCCUCGUCCCACCUGCAGGAAUGUGUUCUGCUCCUGGGCUGGUUGCUGAUGGUGCUGCUACCAGGAAGAGAAACACAUGCAGAUCCAAAGCCCAGGGCUGCCGAGGAGGAGAGUAGAGAUGCUGCUGUGUGGAAACGUGGUCCCUUGUAAUUACAGCUGUCCAGGGCACCGGCUUGUCCUCCACACUGCAGUGACUUCUCCUUUACUGCCAGCCCUGUGUCCCAUGGGAAACAGUGUGUCUGUUACUUAAACAGCUGCAUGUAAAGUCAUGGUCCCAGGAGAAGGAUUGAAACUCGGGGGAGUGAUGGCUGGAUGAUGCCUGGAUUUUUCUGCUUCCUUUGGGAUAAGCAGCAACAUCCCAGCCCCAGAUAAACUCGGCCUUCCCACACAAUGCCAGGAGGCACUGUGCUGUGCAGAAGCCCACAGUUUGGAUUUGUCCUGUCCGUGCCAGCAACACCUCCCUCAGCUCCAGAUGCAGCAUCUCCCAGUGACUCAGAGCAGCCCCUCAGCUCCUGCUGACCUGCAGAUUCACCAGAGAGUCACCAAACACAGGGGUGGGCAUGUGCCUCCCUUGCUCUUGCUUCAGGAAACCAUCCUGACCUCUCCAUGGGGAAGGGCAGGAGGGAGAUUUUAAGCAGGAAACUCUGGAACCUGAUCACAGGGACCUGACUGAAUCCUUAAACCCAUUUUAUACAGCAGGGCUACACCCCCUUCUCCGACAAUAUGGCUCAUCAGUGCCCAAUGGGAGAAGAUCCCUGGGCUCCAUGGCUGAAGGCUCAGAGACACUUGGAGCAACAGGGCUGGGAAGGACCAUGGAUCCUCUCCCCGUCUUGCCACCAUCAAAUGCUUCCUUAAUGGCCAACACAAACCCCCUCUCUGGCAUCUCGUGUCCUGAGUAGCCAUGGAGAACUUCUCAUGCCUUUAAUGGCUGCAAAAGCUUUUGGGUGUUUGAAGAUUGAAACAACUCCAAUCUCAUCAACCUUUCUCCAAGGGCUGCUUUUUCAGCAUGGUUUUCCUUGAUGUCUUUGAACCACCAUCAGCCAGUCCACAUCUUCCCAGUGGUGUGGCAGUGCUGGGCCUCAGGCCACCUUCUCCCUCUGCUCCUCUUCACGUGCUCAUCUGCCACCCAGGUCUUCCCUAAAACCCCAUCUUCUGCAGGCAUGAGGAUUGCUCCCCUCUUCAGAUGUGUUCUUGUAGGGUUGGGAUCUUCCUGCCCUUCUUCAAACUGCCUUUUCAUUUUCUCACUGUGGCCCUGGUGCACCCAAGGGGGCUUUGAAUGAUCUGUCAGUCCUGCAGCACAUUUACAGCCUCCUCCCAGCCGGUGUCACCAUCACAUUUCAUACACACAGUUUUCCACAGUGAGAACCAAUAAUUGCAAUAUUGACAAGUCCUAGGGGCAGGGCAGACUCUUGGGCAAUCAAUACAACCUCCUCAUCAGGCAGGGAGACAGGGUAACCCCUUCCCAGCCAUCCUUCCAGCCAGCCCAGCUCGCCUGUCAGGCUUCCAACACUUCCUGGCAGAAAAUGCUUUGUGGAUGGGGGCUGACCUGGCUUUCCAGGUCACUUUGACAGAGACAGAAGCACGAGGGUGCAUUCCCAGCGGGACUGCUCUGGUGUUGUGGGCUGCCUGGGAGAGUGCAAAGCUGCCUGCAAAGUCCCAGCCAGUCUGGAGGCCACUGCUGACUGCUGUGACCUCAGUUCUCCCAGAUCCCAUCUGAGCUGCACGCAGGAGCCAGCAUGAGUCAGACAGCCCUAGAAAUAUAAAGGAUUAUUAUUCAUAUGUAUGCAAGUUGCUCAUUUCCCCCCUUCCUCCUCCACUCCUUGGCCCCUAAAGCCUUUAGAUACAGUGUCUUUCCACUGAAUCAUUGCCACAAAGGCAACCAACAUGCAUUAAUGUCUCUGGAGCAACUGCUUUCAAGGCAGGAGCAAAAAUCUCCUCUUUAUCGUGUCAGUUUGGGAAGGAAAAGGACAGAGAGGCAAAAUAAGCACAAGCAAAAAGCCCAUCACAACCACUGCAAACCAAACCAACAUCUGGAGGAGUUUCAAUCAGACCACAGGCAGUGUCAGGCACAGAAGAAACGCCAACAGUGUAAUUACUGCUUUGCUUUAGCGUUGGUUACAGGUUAGUUGUGUUCACACACGAGGCAGGUUUAGCUUUGCAGCUGAGCUCAUCAGAAACAUCGACUCUCUUUGCUAAAGUUGGUCAGAUAAAGUGCCCACACUUACAUUUCUAUCCUUCCCAUCCAGGGCCAGGAACGUCCCACGUAAAAGCCAGAUUACCUUGUUGCUCGCAUUGCAUUCCACUGGGAAAUACUUGAACUUAACUCAAGGCCAUAACCAGUCUGUGCUGUUAGGAAGUUUCUGGGAUUGUUAUGUGGUGGGUUUUUUUUCUGGUGGUGUUCAUGAUUCUGUUUGUUAAUGUACUAACUGUAUUUGUACUAGGAAUCUUUCCAGUAUGAGGUUGAAUCUGUAUUUUUUCAGUGUAAAUGUCACAUCUGGGCUGUAGUUAGGAUAUUAAACACUGGUCAGAGGAGAAAGAUGCAUCAGUCCAACUCAUCAAAACUGGUUAUUCCACAUCCAUUACUAAUGAAAUGGAAUAAACCUUACAUUUUGUUACA